AAUUCAUAACAUUUUAAGGAGUGAUUUGAUAUCAUGACAGUUGUUACUUCUGAGUUCGAGGUCUCUUCUUCCCUCCCAGCUUCCAAAUUUUUCAAUGCCUAUCGUGACUUUAACAACAUUGCACCAAAGGUCGAUCCGGAAACAUACAAAACCGUAGUGACCGUCGAAGGUGAUGGAGGCGCUGGAACUAUCAGGGACAUCUCUUUUGGCGAUGGCGUCCCAUUUACAAGCGGAAAGUCGAAACUUGAUGUUGUUGAUAGUGACAACUUCACUGUUGUUUACACCAUCUUUGAAGGAGAUGUCUUGAUGGGACAACUAGAUUCAAUGACUCAUCAUGUUAAGUUUAUACCUUCACCUGAUGGAGGAUGUGUAUACAAGUCUACCAUUGUGCAUAACUGUAAAGGUGAAACUCAACUUCCUGAGGAAGCUAUCAAUAUGGCAAAAGAAGGAUUCAAGAAAACUUUCAAGGCGAUUGAGAGUUUUAUCCAUGGAAAUCCUCACACUUAUUAAUCAAUAUUAUAUUGAUGGUGUGUCAUGUUCAUGGUCCAGCAAAAAUAAAAGGGAUUUCAAUCCUGUAAUAUUUUAUGUGUACUUGUUUUGUUUGAUAAUUUAUAAUCAUACAAGUAUUGUUUA
Lactuca sativa (garden lettuce) is the source of this 633-nucleotide messenger RNA. RefSeq names its product root allergen protein. The record is from RefSeq and is a predicted model, not a curated record. Gene Ontology annotation, cellular component: nucleus; cytoplasm. Lineage: Eukaryota; Viridiplantae; Streptophyta; Magnoliopsida; Asterales; Asteraceae. Gene Ontology annotation, biological process: abscisic acid-activated signaling pathway; defense response. Gene Ontology annotation, molecular function: signaling receptor activity; protein phosphatase inhibitor activity; abscisic acid binding.